Molecule: messenger RNA, 3519 nt
Organism: Hymenoscyphus albidus
Lineage: Eukaryota; Fungi; Ascomycota; Leotiomycetes; Helotiales; Helotiaceae
Source: the annotation of a GenBank genome assembly
CAGAGUUCCCGUCUUCACUUACCCUUCCUCGCUACCUACCUCGGUUCCUGCCCUCCUGCCCUCUUAUCUGCACUUGCCUCCAAUUGAUUAACUGUUAUCCGUAUCUCCACACGGCGCGGUGGCGACAAAGGUGGACUAUAAGCUGGCCUCGCUGGCCUCCUCGACUGCGAGUUGUCCACCUCAUCUUCAACUUCUCGUGGAACACGUCCAUCUGAAUUGGACAUCGCCAAUAUGCCCUUCGGAUUGUUCAAGCGAAAGGAGCACGCUGCGGCCGCUCCAGCAACAGACUCAGCUGUCGCAUCGAGUCUUGAAGGGUAAGUGAUGUUGCGUGACGUUUGCGUUGAAGCGCAGAUUUAGGUUCACUUUUGCUCAUGACACUUCUCACAGCUCUGAUCCAACGGCAGUCACGAUUCAAGCAGAACUCAAGAACUUCCAGGCCGAGCACAAAUGGGACCCCAAUCUACCCGAGGAGGAGCGCGUGGCCAUUGACCAAGCACUUGAAGGCGGUGAUAUCGAAAAGAAAGCUGCUGUCGAGGUCCAUUUGCUCGAGGAAGACUCGCCAUACCCCGAGGUUCGAGCGGCCGUGAGAAACUACGAUGAAGAUGUUCCAGCCAAUACCUUGCGCGUAUGUUCCCCCAAUUGACUUCCAAAUCUGAAGUCAACUGACCAAUCUCAAAGGCCUGGAUGAUUGGAAUGUUAUGGACCACCAUGUGAACUGCCCCCCUUUUCCCUCUUGCAAUAUUCACUUCAUCCAUAUAUAUCGGCUCGGGCCAUGCCGAAAUGCAAAAGCUGAUGAUGGUGCUUUUAGUGGAUCUGCGAUCAAUAUGUUGUUUUCUCUACGAAACCCAUCCAUUGCCCUAACUCCAGUUGUGACUCUGCUUCUCUCUUAUCCUUUUGGUGUCGCUUGGGCAUAUGGUAAGUUUUCAACGUGCAUCUGCUCUCACUUCGAUCAGGGAACUGGAAAGUUUGAAGUUUCAGUGAGCUAAUCAAUCACUAGCUAUGCCAAGAAGAAAGUUCAGAACAUUUGGUUACACCUGGACACUUAACAAUGGACCUUUUAAUCAAAAAGAGCAUGCCUUGAUUGUGAUCAUGGCCAAUGCUUCUUUUGGAGGUACCUUCGCUUAUUCAACCGAUGUCUUACUUGCCCAGGAAGUCUAUUGUAUGUUUACUUUCCUGACCAAUGAGCGUUCACUAUGCUUACUCAUAUUUUCGCAGACGGUCAACGCUUUGGUUGGGGUUAUCAAUUACUUCUAACCAUCACCUGCCAAAUGCUUGGCCUCGGUCUUGCAGGUCUGACAAGAAAGUUCCUGGUAGAACCUGCUGCAAUGAUAUGGCCAUCAAACUUGGUAAGAAGGCCCUUCCAUGUGAAAUUUACAUGUAUUAAUUUGAUUUUAGAUCACCACGACAAUGUUUGAAACCAUUCACACGAAAAAGACCCCAGAUAAGCUACAACUUAGCGGUUGGAAAAUGGGUCGUUAUAAGUGGUUCCUCAUUCUCAUGAGUGCCAUAUUUGUUUGGGAAUGGUUUCCACUCUGGAUCACCCCUUUCCUUGCAACUUUCACCUUUGCAUGCUGGGCUGCCCCAAACAAUGUUGUUGUCAACCAAAUAUUUGGCGGUCAAACGGGAUUGGGUCUCAUCCCUAUCACUUUCGACUGGAGUGUCAUUACAGCAUUCGUCUUGUCCCCGCUGGUUUACCCCUUCCAUGCUAUUGCCAACACUAUGAUUGGAGUCUUUAUUUUCUUCGUCGUAGCGGCCCUAGGAAUUCAUUUCAACGGAGCUCUGUGCGUAUUAUCUUUUUCUUUAAAAUAAAAUGAAAAACAGAACUAAUUUUCUUAGCUACUCCGACUACCUUCCCAUGUCAACCGGUGGAAGUUUCGACAACACAGGCGCAGCUUACAACGUAUCCAAGAUAUUGACACCAGAAUACACACUCGACCCGGUCAAGUACUCCGAAUAUUCGCCCUUGUUCCUGUCCACCACUUUCGCUCUUGCAUAUGGUUGUUCUUUUGCUAGUAUCAUUGCGGUUGUGGUCCAUACAUACCUUUAUCACGGAACUGAGAUUUGGCACAAGUUCAAGGCCAGUCGGGAGGAGGGUGCAGACAUUCACAUGAAGUUGAUUAUGAAAUACAAGGAAGCCCCUUGGUGGUGGUAAGUUGCCUUUAUUUACGAACCUUCUCUACAUAUUUUGGUUGUGAUCUUGCUGACCACCUCUUAGGUAUUUCGUUAGUUUUAUCGUCAUGUUGGCAUUGGGUUUCACCACCACUCUAGCUUACGAUACUCAUCUCCCUUGGUGGGCAUUCAUUAUAUCUUUGCUUAUUGCCGGUUUCUUUUACAUUCCAAUUGGAAUCGUACAAGCAACCGCAAACGUACAGCUGGGAUUGAACGGUUAGUAUAAUAGCUCCCUUGACUUUCAUUGUUAAUGCUAAAAGUCAUUUCCUCUAGUCAUCACUGAGUUCAUCAUUGGUUACAUGGUUCCCGGGUACGUUAAGAUUCUCUCUCUGUCGAGAAUCUUUCUGAGUAAAUUCUAAUUCGCAAUCCAGAAAACCGCUUGCAAUGAUGAUGUUCAAAAUGUAUGGUUAUAUCACCUGCUACCAAGGUCUCUACUUCACCCAGGAUCUCAAACUAGCACACUACAUGAAAGUUCCGCAGCGUGUAACAUUCUGGGCUAUGUUCACAGCCACUCUAUGGUCCUGCUUCGUUCAAAUUGCUGUCCUAAACUGGGCACUCGGCUCUAUCGACGAAGUCUGUACCCCAGAUCAACCAAACAAUUACAGUUGCCCCAACGCCCAUGUUUUCUUCACUGCAUCCAUCAUUUGGGGUGUCAUCGGUCCAGACAGAAUCUUCGGCUCCAAGGGAAUUUACAACCCUAUGAUGUACUUCUUCAUCCUUGGUCUCGGCUCCCCAAUUAUCGUCUGGCUCCUCGCAAAGAAAUUCCCCCGUUCUCCUCUCCGUUACGUUAGCACACCUAUCAUCUUCGGAGGAACCGCCUACAUUCCACCUGCGACCAUCUUGACCUAUGGCUCAUGGGGAUUCAUCGGCACCAUGUUCAACAAGCUGAUCAAGGGACGCCAUCCAGGCUGGUGGGCAGAAUACAACUACAUUACCAGUGCUGCUCUUGAUAGCGGUACUAUCAUUUGCAUCCUCUUCAUCUUCUUUGUGUUGCAGCUGCCUAACAAGGUGACUGCACCCGAGUGGUGGGGUGGAUUUGGGGGAGGAUACCAGAACAACGGGGACUGGAAUGCGGUGGUCAAGACCGUUUUAACGAAUGGUACAUUUGGACCUACCUCGUGGUCCUAGGUUUAUGUUUCAAGAUGGGCGGGGGAUGAUUUGUAUGAAGUAUGAUGGAAUGAAUAUGGGUGGCUUGUUCUUUCUUUUUCCUACUAGCUUCAGGGAUUCAAGAUUACUUGCUUGUUAAUUGCUAUGCCGUGGGUUUAUACAGCUCGUAACAGGUCUUGAAGAUGAGCUUUGGUCACUAAUUACAAUCUACAAUUGCUUGCUGCAUUCCAUCGCUGAUACGAA